Messenger RNA from Populus nigra (black poplar), 1759 nucleotides. Its product is annotated as protein trichome birefringence-like 12. Gene Ontology annotation, cellular component: Golgi apparatus. The record is from RefSeq and is a predicted model, not a curated record. NCBI's taxonomy places the organism in Eukaryota, Viridiplantae, Streptophyta, Magnoliopsida, Malpighiales, Salicaceae. The transcript has 4 exons. Gene Ontology annotation, molecular function: O-acetyltransferase activity. Bases 116 to 1324 code for a protein of 402 amino acids.
GCUACAUGUCGGUUUCGUCUUAAACAACAGAGCUCUGAGAUGGAAGGCCAGAGUGAAGUCUGAAAAGAACAACACCUUUCUUUUCACAAAACCUAUUGACGGUGGUGGAUCCAAAAUGCCACCAAAACUCCCACCAGCACUCCCAUACUUGAUCCUCCUCUCCUUCCUCUUCUUCUACAUCUACUCCACUUCUCUCGUCCCUCACUCCACCACCACCACCACCACCACCACAACAACAACAACAACAACAAAAACAAAAACAAAAACAACUUCCUGUAAUCUCUUCAAAGGCAACUGGGUCCUAGACCGCACCAAAUCCACAAAACCUCUUUACGAUGAGUCCUGCCCAUUUCACAGAAAUGCAUGGAAUUGCCUUAGAAACCAGAGAGAAAACAUGGGUUUGAUUAAUUCUUGGAGAUGGGUACCUAAAGAUUGUGAGUUGCCAAAGAUUGAUCCUGAGAGGUUUCUUGAGUUGAUGAGGAAUAGGAAUAUCGGAUUGGUUGGAGAUUCUUUGAAUGAGAAUUUUUUGGUUUCUUUCUUGUGUAUUCUUAGAGUUGCUGAUGGCAGUGCUAAGAAGUGGAAAAGGAAAGGAGCUUGGAGAGGUGCUUAUUUCCCUAAGUUCAAUGUCACCGUUGCUUAUCACCGGGCUGUUUUGCUUUCCAAAUAUGAGUGGCAGCCAAAACAGCCUACUGUGAAUGAUGGACGGAAGGGAAUGUAUCGUGUAGAUGUUGAUAUACCUGCAGAAGAUUGGGCCACCAUAACCGACUACUAUGAUGUUCUCAUCUUUAAUACUGGUCAUUGGUGGGGUUAUGACAAAUUCCCAAAAGAGACGCCUCUUGUUUUCUAUCGUGCUGGGCAACCAAUACUUCCUCCCCUUGAAUUGUUUGAAGGACUUAAAGUUGUUCUUGAGAGUAUGGUCUCGUACAUUGAAAGAGAAGUUCCUCGCAAGACACUCAAGUUUUGGCGGUUGCAAUCGCCACGCCAUUUUUAUGGUGGUGAGUGGAAUCAAAAUGGCAGUUGCUUGCUUAAUGAGCCCCUUAAGGAACAUGAGCUGGACUUGUGGUUUGACCCCAGCAACAAUGGAGUGAAUAAAGAGGCAAGAAAGAUAAAUCAUGUGAUUGAAGAGACGCUGCAAGGUACAGAUAUCCAAUUGCUGGAUCUUACUCAUUUGAGUGAGUUUAGGGCAGAUGCCCACCCAGCGAUUUGGUUAGGAAAGAAGGAUGCUGUGGCAAUAUGGGGUCAGGACUGCAUGCAUUGGUGCCUACCUGGUGUCCCGGACACAUGGGUUGAUAUCUUGUCAGGGCUGAUUCACAGUAGCUUGUAGAUGGGGUGGUGAACCGUGAGGAGGAUAUUGUAAAAUCUCUAAUUUCCUUGUGCAAAUAUUUAUAUGACACACUUAAGCUGAGUUGCUGCUGCACUUUCAUGGAGACCAGGUUGUUAGAAUCUGUUUAUCGGCAUGCCAGGCUAAAGACGAGUCUUGAUGGAGAUAUAUGCUGAUGGACAAAGGUUGCUGCUCUAUUCUUUCUCGGAAGUUUUGAACGGAAAUGAAUUGAUUCAUGUUGUAAAAGAGAAGGAGAAAGAUGAAGGAAGAAGAGAGAAAUCAUAGGAAAUUCUUUUUGCAGGUGGGGAAGGUGGUUCUGAGGCUUACUUAAUAUGGCAUCAUGCUUUCACUAGAUCUAACAUGUUUUUAAUUUAGAAAGUCAUCUUUAUGCCAUUAUUCAUUUCUUUUCUUUUUUAUCCAAUUCAUUUUAUUCCUUUA